AUGGAUGUGCAGAAGCCGAUGAAAAUGACACCAAACAGUGGUUCUGGAAUGAUACGGAGUAAGACAUUAUGUCCAAUGCAGAAAUUAUUGCUGCUAAUGAAGAAAUGCCAGAAAAUGAUGAAGGUAUUGACUUUGAAGAUUCCACCAUACAAGCCCCUAAUAUCACAUAAUGAGGGACUGGAGGUUGUAGAAACCACCAUACAAAAUUUUGAACAGCAAGGUGUGUCAGUCAUAGACUUACUGUUCCUUCGUCAUUUUCAUGAAGAACGCAAUUUUUAUUGCAGAGUUAAUUGCUCGUUUUACUUCAAAAUUGGAGCUUGUCGUCAUGGGGAUAGAUGCUCUCGCAUUCAUAACAAACCUACAUUCAGUCAAACUGUUCUUUUGCAGAAUUUAUAUCAUAACCCUCAGAAUUCAGCACAGUCUGCUGAUGGAUCACACUGCAAAUUUUUGACAAACUUAACUGAGGAAGAAGUUCAAGAACAUUUUGAUAAUUUCUUUGAAGAUGUUUUUGUUGAACUGGAAGAUAAAUAUGGUGAAAUUGAAGAAAUGAAUGUUUGUGAUAAUCUUGGGGACCAUCUUGUUGGAAAUGUUUAUGUUAAGUUCAGACGAGAAGAAGAUGCAGAAAAGGCUGUAGAAGAUUUGAAUAAAAGAUGGUUUGCUGGACGUCCCAUAUAUGCUGAAUUGUCACCUGUUACUGAUUUCCGUGAAGCGUGUUGUCGUCAGUAUGAAAUGGGUGAAUGUACAAGAAGUGGAUUUUGUAAUUUCAUGCAUUUGAAACCUAUUUCACGAGAGCUGAGACGUGAAUUAUAUGGACGUCAUCGAAGGCGCAGGUCACGCUCUAGGUCACCUCGUUCUCGAAGUCGGGAGCGCAAACGUUCUCGCAGUAGAGAUCGUAGACGCCGUUCGCGAAGUCGUGACAGAGAAAAGGAUAGAGAUAGGCGGGAGAGAGAAGGAAGAUUUUAGUUAUGUUGAUGUGUAUGAAAAUGAGGGAAAAAAGUAUAUGUUGUAGUUUUUGUAAUGAAGUGGGUAUUACUGUGUGUGAAUUUCAAAUAUUAAUGACAUUGUCAUUCAAUAAUAACAUGCCAUUUUUCUAUUGUACUUCAUUAUUUCACUUUAUUUUUCAUGUCAUUAAUUCAAUAAACUUUUCCCUUCUGUGUUGA
Stegodyphus dumicola is the source of this 1160-nucleotide messenger RNA. It is a transcript of the gene U2af38, whose product is annotated as U2 small nuclear riboprotein auxiliary factor 38. Gene Ontology annotation, biological process: mRNA splicing, via spliceosome. The record is from RefSeq and is a predicted model, not a curated record. Lineage: Eukaryota; Metazoa; Arthropoda; Arachnida; Araneae; Eresidae. Gene Ontology annotation, cellular component: U2AF complex. Gene Ontology annotation, molecular function: RNA binding; metal ion binding.